Arachis ipaensis is the source of this 1829-nucleotide messenger RNA. Lineage: Eukaryota; Viridiplantae; Streptophyta; Magnoliopsida; Fabales; Fabaceae. The record is from RefSeq and is a predicted model, not a curated record.
UACUCCUUCCACAAGCUCCAGCAUAGGGCAAUAGCUAUGGCUUCUUCAUCUUCAACUCCAAUGCCACAAAACCCACAACUCUUCGACCUCGUAAUCCUUGGAGCAUCAGGCUUCACAGGCAAGCACGUCCUCAAACAAGCCCUCAAAUUCCUCAAAGCCCCAUCCUCGCCGCUCCGCUCCAUAGCCUUAGCGGGCCGAAGCCCAUCUAACCUCUCCCGGGCCAUCCAAUGGGCUUCCAGGCCCAACUCCCCGCCCACCGACAUCCCCCUCCUCACGGCCGACACCUCCGACCCGGACUCCCUCCGCGCAGUCUGUUCCCGCACCCGCCUCCUCCUCAACUGCGUUGGUCCCUUCCGCCGCCACGGGGAUCCCGUCGUGGCGGCAUGCGCCGCCUCCGGGUGCGACUACCUGGACAUCACCGGCGAGGCGGAGUUCAUGGAGCGGAUGGAGGCGAGGUACCACGAGAGUGCCGUGGAGUCCGGGUCACUGGUGGUGUGCGCGUGCGGGUUUGACUCGGUGCCGGCUGAGUUGGGAGUGCUGUUCAACUCGGUGCAGUGGGUUGGUGAGAGCUCGCCGUACAGGGUGGUUGGUUACCUUACCGCGGAAUCGGAGAGGAGAAUCGUUGGGAACUUCGGAACCUUCGAAUCUGCUGUUCUUGCGGUGGAGAGUGUUAAGGAUUUGGAGGACUUGAGACGGUCCACGCCCGCGCGAACCAGGCCCGCGAUUCCUGGACCACCUCCUAAAGGAGCACUAAUAGAACACCAGAAGAAAAUUGGCCUCUGGGGAGUAGUGCUACCAUCAGCGGAUUCAACCCUCGUUGGAAGAACAUUUUCAACUCUAACUGAAAACCCUUACGGUCUCCCUGGGAGAAAUGAGACUGCCGAGAUGGUUGAGAAAAGGAAAGCCUUCUGGUCAUCUGUGAAGCCUACUCAUUUCGAAGUAAAACUCGGCUCAAAACAUUUAUUGAGCAUUUUUGUGUAUAUUAUCAUUGGAAUUUUCAUUGGCCUUUUAGGAAAAACAUCAUUCGGAAGAUGGCUUCUUUUGAAAUAUCCUUCUGUAUUUACAUUCGGUGGGUUCAGUAAGAAUGGUCCGUCGGAAGAGGAGGUGGAAAGCGCCUCGUUCAAGAUGUGGUUUGUUGGACAUGGAUAUAGCAAGAAGAAUGUUGCCACAGAGAGAAACAGAAAACCUGACAUGGAAAUCAUAACAAGAGUAAUGGGACCUGAAAUGGGUUAUGUAACCACCCCAAUAAUUCUCAUUCAGUGUGCACUCGUUCUUCUAAGCCAACGAGACAACCUACCAAAGGGAGGAGUUUACACCCCAGGGAUUGUGUUUGGUGCAACUGAUCUUAGGGAUAGACUUCAACAAAAUGGAUUGUCAUUUGAUGUCAUCACGAAAAGCAAACUUUCUUCUUGACUGAUAAUAGUCAUAUCCUUUUUGGUUGGAAAAGAAUACUGGAUGGAUAAGAAAACUGAAUUGUAGCAGACCGAGUUAUUCAAGUUUAUAUCUGGGGUGAGUUCUGUUUCGAUCCUACUAUUGCACUUAUUUGUGAGACUGACUGAAUCUUUGUGGAGCUGUUUGAAUUUUUCUUUUGGCUACUGCUGGGUGUCUUAGAACUGUAGAACAUUUUCUCAAAAUUAGUUUUUCUAAUUUAUGUAUCCGAUUCCAUAGGGUGGAAUAUGCUUUGUUGUCAUAGGUCUGAAAACUAGUUUUUCUCGAUAUGUAAAGAGGAAGAGGGCUAAAUCUUUGUGAUUUUGUAGUCUAUGACAAUAUUUCGUGUAUUUGGUUGGAACAGCAUAGUCAGAGACUUUUAGCUUCGAGACAUUUGCUUC